ACUCUUUUCCAUAAAAUGCCUUAUUUUGCAAAACUCAUUUUAUUACUCUUUUGCUUUGUCCUUCUUGUGGAGAGCAGAAAGCACAGGAGGAGGAGGUGGACAGGUCAGCUGGAGGUGCAGAAGGCAAGCCACAUCUAUAAGAAGAAUCAUGACAUGACCAAAACUCGGAAAGGAAAAACAGAACAGCUUUUGAGAGUCGAUGACCACGAUUUCACUAUGAGGCCAGCUUUUGGAGGUCCUGCCAUUCCUGUUGGGGUAGAUGUACAGGUUGAAAGCUUGGACAGUAUUUCUGAGGUCGAUAUGGACUUUACUAUGACACUGUACUUAAGGCACUACUGGAAGGAUGAACGCCUCUCAUUUCCUAGCAUCACUAACAAGAGCAUGACCUUUGAUGGCAGGCUGGUGAAGAAGAUUUGGGUUCCAGAUGUCUUCUUUGUGCACUCCAAAAGAUCAUUCAUUCAUGACACAACCACUGACAACAUCAUGUUGCGAGUGUUCCCAGAUGGUCAUGUGCUAUAUAGUAUGAGGAUCACAGUGACAGCAAUGUGCAACAUGGACUUCAGUCGAUUUCCCCUGGACUCACAGACUUGUUCUCUGGAACUGGAAAGCUAUGCUUACACUGAUGAAGAUCUGAUGCUUUACUGGAAAAAUGGGAAUGAAUCCCUGAAAACUGAUGAAAAGAUUUCCUUGUCUCAGUUUUUGAUACAAAAGUUUCAUACUACUUCCAGACUCGCUUUCUACAGUAGCACUGGAUGGUACAAUAGACUGUACAUAAAUUUCACUUUACACCGCCACAUCUUCUUCUUCUUGCUCCAAACCUAUUUCCCUGCCACUCUAAUGGUCAUGCUAUCGUGGGUGUCCUUCUGGAUUGAUCGCAGAGCUGUACCUGCUAGAGUGUCAUUAGGGAUAACCACAGUGCUGACCAUGUCAACAAUCAUCACUGGUGUAAACGCCUCCAUGCCAAGAGUUUCCUACAUCAAAGCUGUGGACAUUUACCUCUGGGUCAGUUUUGUGUUCGUCUUUCUCUCCGUGUUGGAAUACGCAGCAGUGAAUUAUUUGACCACAGUGCAAGAACGGAAGGAAAGGAAGUUGCGAGAGAAGUUUCCAUGUACAUGUGGAAUACCUAAUACAAAAACCAUGAUGCUGGAUGGAACCUACAGUGAAUCUGAUGCCAACAGCCUGGCAGGAUACACAAGAAGCCAGCUAGUGAAUGAGGAAGAAAAACAAGACAAAAUGGUGGUUCAUUUGGCCAUGAGCAAUGAAUCUAAUUCAUCGAGAAAGAGAGGGCUGAAAGGCCAUGUUGGCCUGCGCAUCAUCCAGAACACUCAUGCGAUUGAUAAAUACUCAAGAAUAAUAUUCCCAGGCACCUAUAUAUUUUUUAACUUGAUAUACUGGUCUGUCUUUUGCUAGACAUACCGAGGCAGAAGCCCUUUACAGGACUAAGUGGGUGUUUUUUUUAAAAAGUUCAAUUUGGCUGUUAAGCUAGAAAACCAAUUCUCCUAUUGUCCCUGUGGAGCAAAAAGCACUGGACAUAUCCUGCAACAGGCACGUUCAUCCAGAGGCUUCCCUGAGAAUUUGGUGUGUCAAUUACUCUGUACGCCUGACCCCCAUCUCCCCUCUGCUCUCUUGGUUUGUGCAACAGCUACUGUAUAUAUAUAUACACUGGGCAAUGCUGAUAGUGCCUGAUGUGCCCUGGGGCCCAGAUCCUCAAAGGGACUGAGGUACCAAUUCCCCUUGAUUUCAAUAGGAGUUAAGUUCCUAAAUGCCUUUGGAAAUCUAGGCCAGGGAAACUACG
Messenger RNA from Malaclemys terrapin pileata, 1795 nucleotides. Its product is annotated as gamma-aminobutyric acid receptor subunit rho-2-like. Gene Ontology annotation, biological process: regulation of membrane potential; chemical synaptic transmission; nervous system process. Gene Ontology annotation, molecular function: GABA-A receptor activity; extracellular ligand-gated monoatomic ion channel activity; neurotransmitter receptor activity. The coding region runs from base 16 to 1410 and encodes 464 amino acids. The transcript is spliced from 9 exons. NCBI's taxonomy places the organism in Eukaryota, Metazoa, Chordata, Testudines, Emydidae. Gene Ontology annotation, cellular component: neuron projection; membrane; GABA-A receptor complex. The record is from RefSeq and is a predicted model, not a curated record.